Spizellomyces punctatus DAOM BR117 is the source of this 532-nucleotide messenger RNA. RefSeq lists its product as uncharacterized. Bases 24 to 482 code for a protein of 152 amino acids. The transcript is spliced from 2 exons. Lineage: Eukaryota; Fungi; Chytridiomycota; Chytridiomycetes; Spizellomycetales; Spizellomycetaceae. The record is from RefSeq and is a predicted model, not a curated record.
AAAAACACCGUGACUUACAAGAUAUGGCAUUAAGAAAUGACGGUAACAGCCAGCCUGCUCACAGCUUUGCUUUACAGCGCAGGCGACGGACACGACGCAAGAAAGGCGUCCACGCAGAUCGUUUACAGCCGUAUGAAGGCUACAAGUUUACAUCUGAAUCGGAGGCACUCCUUCAAGCACUCGUCACGAUGAACGGCAACCAGUGGAUCAAAACUGCUAAAAUCUUCAACCGGCUUCACCGCGUGCUAGCAAAAGAUGUGCGUAGGCAGUGCGAGUACCGAUUUGUGGAGCCAGCCAAUUGGCCUGCUCAUUUUAGCUUUCCGGUACCGUUUUCCCCUGAGGACCAUGCACUCAUUGACAUUUUGGUGAUGAUUCAUGGCACUGAUUGGCGAAAGGUUGCUAAAAAGUUCAAUGAGGUCCAUUGGGUCCCCGCAGCGACCCUUCGAACUCACUGGAAGCUAACCAGGCAUAGGGACGAAUAACUUGCGCUCCAAAUCACAAAACCUGCCACCGCAAAUUGGACAAGUGCUGG